Molecule: messenger RNA, 3267 nt
Organism: Apis laboriosa (Himalayan honeybee)
Lineage: Eukaryota; Metazoa; Arthropoda; Insecta; Hymenoptera; Apidae
Gene: Glut1
Product: glucose transporter type 1
Exons: 16
Coding region: 640-3252 (870 amino acids)
Biological process (GO): monosaccharide transmembrane transport
Cellular component (GO): membrane
Molecular function (GO): hexose transmembrane transporter activity
Source: RefSeq, a predicted model, not a curated record
GAAUAGUAUCGUUAUUUUUCGUUCGGUGUCCAAUAUACAUUUAAUGUUCUUGUUCUAGUUCUCUAAAUACAUAGUUUGUGUAUUAAGAAUGCUAUAAACUUUACCGAUUACAACUUCAAUGAGAAAGUAGAUAUAGUUCAGAUUUUCGAUAGAAGGUGAGCGGUUGAAAGUUGUACGUUGAAAGUACGAUGUUCGAGACCGUUCGUUCGAAAGGCUAUCGAUUUUGACACAAAACGACAAAUGACAAGACGAUUUUUCUUUCGUUCUGUUAAAAUUGGUCAGGUUUACCUAGUGUCACAUCGCUGUCUUACAGUGAGUCGGAUAAAAUUUACGAUCAGAAAGAAGGAACGUGGCUCUUCGGAACUCGUGAUACGCCACUGAUCGUAUCGCGUUGGAAAUCCCACCGAUUCCUUCGUUUACGACCGUGUCGUUCGCGUUUUACCUUCACUACCUUUCACGGUCACGUGGUCGAGACAUUAGGCGACCUGUUAGAGAAAACAGCGAUUGUCUCUGCGCCAAAUUGCAGGAAUCCCAGAGUGGCGAGUGGUCUCGCGGCUCAAAAUCGGGACACGAGAAACGUCGUGGCGUGAUAAUAUCAUCGUCGAGCACGAUGGCUUGCGAAUUCUUUAAGCUCAAACGAUGGCCGAUUCACGCGGCUUCAAGCCAAUAAACCAGUUGUGGCAGAGCGCGGCAGUGUCUACGGACCCGGAUUCGGAGUGCCUCUACGAAGAGAUCUCGGGCCUUUCGGGGUCCCAGGAUACGGAACCAGGGCCGGCUGGUGCCGCCGUCGGGGAGGAGGAGGAGGAGGAGGAGGAGGAGGAGGAGGAGGAGGAGGAGGAGGGAAGGGGAAGGGGAAGGGGGAGGGGGAGGGGGAGGCUCGAUUUUGGCGCACAGGUCGGCGGUAGCAGCUGGUGGAGGCAGGGCAAAGGGAGCGAGAGAAUCGCCUCCGGCGUGCAUACCGGCACGACCGGUCGUAAAGCGAGCAAAAGUGUUGGAACUAGCGCGAGAUCGCGCAGCAGAUCGGCCGAUCGGCCAUCAAGCGGACGUCAGGACAUCAUCAGGGUGGAGGAGGAGCAGUAUGCCUCACGAAGAAGUUACGUGGAGCCCGGUACAGGCGCCGUACUGCCGCCUCCUGUUACCGGCCUCAAGCUGACCAGGGGGCGUGCAACCAGCACCGUCGCCCGCUAUUUGCACUCGGCCUCCACCAACACCGGUCACUAUCACCAUCAUCAUCACGGGCUGCACGGACAGUAUCCACCCGGCAGCACCGGUAGGCCGACCGGCAGGCAUCACCAGCAUCAUCACCCAAGCCGCGGCUCGUUCAGUAAUGAGACGCAGGAAGAGGUACAGGAGGACGAUGAAGCCACUCUACGGGAGUUGCUUGUAAGUCUGCAGAAACAGGUCAGCGUUAUGAGUAUGAACUUGAGUGCCAAGCUGGACGAGCUGCAGCGGGGUGACCGCCAGCUGGAGACCACCGUCGCCCUCUGCGAGAUCCGCACGCAGCUGCAGGAACUCACCAAGAGCGUAGAGUCUUGCCAGAGCGAGGUCAGCGAGGUCAAACGGGACAUGGUCGCGAUCAAGCACGAACUAGAUACGGUACAGCAGGUGAAAGAAGAAAUAGAGGAAUUACGAGAAUACGUGGAUCGACUAGAAGAACAUUCUCAUCGACGGAAACUUAGACUUUUGGAGCAGGGGCUAACACUUUUCCUGUCGUAUGCAAUACUGGCAGCAGUUUUAGGAAUGUUGCAGUUUGGAUACAACACUGGGGUUAUUAAUGCGCCGGAAGUGAACAUUGAAAAUUUCAUGAAAGAUGUGUACAAGGAUAGAUAUGGGGAGGACAUUUCAGACGAUUAUGUGAAGAGAUUGUAUUCCGUGGCCGUAAGCAUAUUUGCGAUUGGUGGUAUGCUAGGCGGUUUUAGCGGAGGGAUAAUUGCCAACAGAUUUGGCAGAAAGGGGGGCUUACUGCUAAACAACGUGCUGGGCAUCGUGGGGGGGUGCCUGAUGGGUUUUACAAAGAUGGCUCACUCGUAUGAAAUGUUAUUCUUUGGACGGUUCAUCAUCGGUGUCAAUUGUGGCUUAAACACCUCGUUGGUUCCCAUGUACAUAUCGGAGAUAGCACCACUGAACCUGAGAGGCGGCCUAGGCACGGUGAACCAGCUCGCUGUUACGGUGGGCCUCCUGGUCUCCCAGGUGCUGGGCAUCGAGCAAAUCCUUGGAACGGACGAGGGUUGGCCAGUUCUCUUAUUACUAGCUAUCUGCCCUGCCAUUCUACAGUUAUUGCUGCUUCCAGUUUGCCCCGAAUCUCCAAGAUAUUUGCUCAUUACUAAACAGUGGGAGGAGGAAGCCCGUAAAGCUUUGAGGAGGUUGAGAGCCAGUAACCAAGUGGAAGAAGAUAUCGAAGAAAUGAGAGCUGAAGAACGAGCUCAACAAGCCGAGUCUAGAAUAUCGAUGACAGAGCUCAUAUGUAGCCCAACUUUGAGAGCACCUCUUAUCAUCGGUGUGGUUAUGCAACUUUCCCAACAGCUUUCAGGCAUUAACGCUGUAUUUUACUAUUCGACAAAUUUGUAUACUAGUUCUGGUUUGACGGAGGAGAGUGCCAAGUUUGCAACCAUUGGCAUAGGUUCCAUUAUGGUUGUUAUGACGUUAGUAUCCAUCCCUCUUAUGGAUAGGACAGGAAGACGUACAUUGCACUUAUACGGUCUUGGUGGCAUGUUUAUCUUUUCAAUAUUCAUCACAAUUUCUUUUCUCAUAAAGGAGUUUUUCGGUUAUGUGCAGGAAAUGAUUGACUGGAUGUCUUAUCUGUCGGUCGUGUCGACGCUCUUUUUCGUGGUAUUUUUUGCCGUGGGGCCUGGUUCCAUCCCGUGGAUGAUCACGGCCGAACUGUUCUCCCAAGGUCCUAGACCUGCGGCCAUGUCUAUCGCGGUCCUCGUCAAUUGGAUAGCUAAUUUUGUGGUUGGCAUCGGUUUUCCAAGUAUGAAGACUAGCCUUGAAAACUACACGUUCCUACCAUUCAGUGCAUUCCUAGCCAUCUUCUGGAUCUUCACGUACAAGCAGGUUCCUGAGACCAAGAAUAAAACAUUCGAAGAAAUUCUAGCUUUAUUCAGGCAUGGUAACGACAGGAGCAGCUUGCGGGACAGCAGACUUUAUGGGAGCAUGCUAAACUGUGUGAAUGCAUUAGAGGGACACAUACCGCCAGCAGAGAGUGCAGCCCUGAUGGUGGCCGAGGAGAAGCCACAUCCUGAUUCAUUAUGAUUCAAAAGUGCAGAG